CAGAAAGAAAAAAAAAGUCGCUUCGCUUCCCCAGUUCGGGUCAGUCCCGCCCUAAACUAAAACUAACUUAAUCAACGCUUCGCUCUAAUCCGUUCUAACCCGCUUCUAAUCUUGACAGGGACUUCCCAUGAUGUCUUCUUCUAGAUCUUCGAAAAAGUCAUAAUAUUGAAGAGAGUUGCGACGUAUUUUAUUCCAUUUUAGGAAGAUACUGUUUCUUUUUCCAAGUCUGCGGGAAUCUUCACGUACUUAGUAUCUUCUCCUUUUCUAAUUAAUUGGGCCCAGCCACCGCCUCCAAUACUCCGUUGGAGAGAAGUUGUGUGACCUACUACGAACCUUUCGUUGCACGUUUCGCUGCUUGCUUUGCUUGCACUGCUUAUACGGCACUAUCACUUACUAUCCUCUAAACUAUUAUACAGUCUUUAUGACCUAUUAUCCCUUAGAUACAUCUCGGUAUAUGUGUCCGUUUACAAGAGCCUACUGCUGUACCCGGAAAUAUGUUUGGGUCACUAGUCACUGUCGUCCAAACUGGGGAGCUCGGUCCUCCGCCUAAGGAUGUACCGCCUCCCACGCCCAUCAGAUUGCCGCAAUGCAAUCCAGAACUGAGCAGAGAUCCUCAGCCGUCUCUCGUCCGAUUUUUGCAACAGUUGCAGCGCCCUGCCGAACUGUCUGAGGCUCACUUCGCCGCCCUUGGCGUUCACGUACAUGCCGAUGCCCCUGCCGAGGACGUCCUCCCGGACCCGUCUUACCUCCCCGUGUUCUCCGAAUGGGAAGGCGUGAGCCUGGACGAGGCAGCGCGUAGGGAUGAAACUUUCCGCCGACCGCUCUGUAACAAGGGCAAAUCCCCCGACGCCCGGUUCUUCCUGGAGCGCCGCGAUGAGCUUUCCCUACCCAACCAGGCUGCCUUCCGCACGGUUCGGCGCGUAAAACCACCGCAGGGGAAACAGCAGCCACGGCUCGGGAAUUCUUAUGAAUUUUAUAAGCAGAUGGAGCUUAUGGCAUCUUAUUGGGACGAUACUUCGCUACCCCCACUCGUCCCCGAAGAUGACGAAGAGGAACCUCCACCACUUCCACCGCGUCCCACAGACGCUAGUUCCGAGCAACCCGCUGCCGGUGCGGCCCCCGAGUCCAACGCCCGCUCCGAAGCGGAUCCCGAAGCCAAACCAGAGAAGGAACCCCAGCGCACGACCUACCGCACCAGCGCCGGGUCCCAGAUGCCGGCCGAGUUCCGCCACAACUUUGUAUCAGCUUUCGUGAGGCUCAUCGCCUACCCCUUCGGCUGUAACAUCAUCCCGCCCAGAGUCGAACCCCGCCUGCAGCUGCUCUCGCCGCCGUUCAGGAGAAGCUCCAACUCAAAGGGGCCUUUCUCGCAGACCGCCUCGUACUUCCCCUCCGGUUGCGUGUUCUUAUGCAAGUCGCCACUGACGCGCGAGGCCGCGCGUUCGGGCAUCGUGGAGGGACCUAUCGCAGCCGUGUCGGCGCGCAAUACGACGAACUUUAAUAGCCCUGCCGACUCCAACAUCGAUUUCGGUAGGGAGUUGGUGGCCGCGCUGAUCACGGCCCAGCAUAGAGCGCGCGAGGGCCAGCCAGAAAAGCGCUUCGGCGAGGGUAAGUGGUGGGCGACAGAGAAGCGAUGGGGUGGUGGCGAGGGCGGGCCCAUAGGUCGCGAGGUCGACGGGGAUUCCGUCGUAGGCGAUAAAGACGCCGCGGCACCUGGAGAGUCCGAAAACACCGAAGCUAGCAAGCCAGUUUCCUCCUCCUCCUCCUCCUCUUCUUCUUCUCAUCAGAAAGGCAAGCCAUCAUCACUACCCCUUAUCCCCAUGCGCGGACAACCCGUAAGCAAGAAGCCACGCAAGAAUAUGAGCAUCUACGACAGCUAUCGUAUGGUCCGGCUACCGUCGUCGAACUGGGAUAAGAAGACGGUGUACGCGCCGAUCGGCAAGGUCAAGGGGGUGGAAUACGACGACGUGUUUGUGCUGAGCAGUCUAUUUCACCACUUUAGCGUUCUUAGAGUCCGCGUGCCGAGAAAGCUGCUCGACGUCCUCGGUGGAGAAUGGGAGGGUAUCGUGGAAGCGGGGAUUGGGGCCGAAGGGGAGAAACUGAGGAGCUGGGGUAAGCUGGAGAUGUGGCGGAGUAGGUGGUUCGACUUGUUCAUCGUCGAAGAAAGGCUCGAGGCUAUGCGCUUGCUUUGGGGUAUGAUGGCAUGGGUUAUGAGAGUGGAUGAGGACGUCGUGAUGAAGAAUACUUAAGCCCAGAAUGUGUCUGGCUGGCGGGUGUGUGGUGGAAAAGGCCGAGGCCGCUUUGGGUUCGGGUUAAGAUGAAGAGGGCGGCUAAGAGCUCUCUGGAUCUAGACUUGGUGUGCGCCUUUUUUGUGCUGGGCAGAUUUGGGCAUUGCCCAUAGAUGUGAAUUAAGCAUGUAAUGAAUGUCACGAAAAAUUACUUUCCUUGAUUUGUUUCUCCGCAUGGCACGUAGUAUCUUCCCCUGUUCGGCCAUCUAUACCUACAUUGAUC
This is a messenger RNA of Annulohypoxylon maeteangense, 2508 nucleotides long. RefSeq lists its product as uncharacterized. The record is from RefSeq and is a predicted model, not a curated record. The coding region runs from base 495 to 2246 and encodes 583 amino acids. The transcript has 2 exons. NCBI's taxonomy places the organism in Eukaryota, Fungi, Ascomycota, Sordariomycetes, Xylariales, Hypoxylaceae.